GGAGAAGAAGAGGGGGAGACGUGUCCAGAGGCAGGAGGAGAGGAGGAAAGUAAAGAGAGUGGAACGGAGGGUAGGAACUUUGAAUGUUGGCAGUAUGACUGGUAAAGGGAGAGAGUUAGCAGAUAUGAUGGAGAGAAGGAAGGUUGAUAUAUUGUGCGUGCAAGAGACUAAAUGGAAGGGGAGUAAGGCCAGGUGGAUCGGAGGUGGAUUCAAAUUGUUCUAUCAUGGUGUGGAUGAGAGGAGAAAUGGGGUAGAGGUUAUUCUGAAGGAACAGUAUGUCAAGAGUGUUUUGGAGGUGAAAAGAGUGUCAGGCAGAGUAAUGAUUAUGAAGCUGGAAAUUGGAGGUGUGAUGAUGAAUGUUGUUAGUGCAUAUGCCCCGCAAGUUGGGUGUGCAAUGGGUGAGAAAGAAGAUUUUUGGAGUGAGUUGGAUGAAGUGAUGAACAGUGUACCCAAGGGACAGAAAGUGGUGAUUGGAGCGGAUUUCAAUUGGCAUGUUGGUGAAGGGAACAGUGGAGACGAGGAAGUGAUAGGUAGGUAUGGUGUCAAGGAGAGGAAUGAAGAAGGUCAGAGGAUAGUGGAUUUUGCCAAAAGGAUGGACAUGUCUGUGGUGAAUAUGUAUUUUAAGAAGAGGGAGGAGCAUAGGGUUAUGUACAAGAGCGGAGGAAGAUGCACACAGGUAGAUUACUUCCUAUGCAGAUGAGUUGAUCUGAAGGAGACUGAAGACUGCAAAGUGGUGGCAGGGGAAAGUGUAGUUAAGCAGCAUAGGAUGGUGGUCUGUAGGAUGACAUUGGAGAUCAAGAAGAGGAAGAGAGUGAGGGCAGAGCCAAGGAUCAAAUGGUGGAAGUUGAAAAAGGAAGACUGCAAGGUUGAGUUUAGGGAGGAGGUGAGACGGGCACUGGGUGGCAGUGAAGAGUUACCAGACAGCUGGGAAACUACAGCAGAUGUAGUAAGGGUGACGGCAAGAAGGGUGCUUGGCAUGACAUCUGGAAAGAGGAAGGAGGGAAAAGGAAACCUGGUGGUGGAAUGAGGAAAUACAGGAGAGUAUACAUAGGAAAAUGAUGGCAAAGUAGAAGUGGGAUAGUCAGA
This is a messenger RNA of Erpetoichthys calabaricus (reedfish), 1086 nucleotides long. Its product is annotated as craniofacial development protein 2-like. The transcript is spliced from 2 exons. Gene Ontology annotation, biological process: chromatin remodeling. Gene Ontology annotation, molecular function: catalytic activity. The coding region runs from base 95 to 700 and encodes 201 amino acids. Gene Ontology annotation, cellular component: nucleus. The record is from RefSeq and is a predicted model, not a curated record. Lineage: Eukaryota; Metazoa; Chordata; Cladistia; Polypteriformes; Polypteridae.